Molecule: messenger RNA, 2027 nt
Organism: Odocoileus virginianus texanus
Lineage: Eukaryota; Metazoa; Chordata; Mammalia; Artiodactyla; Cervidae
Source: RefSeq, a predicted model, not a curated record
AAUAGACAGAGAAGAAGUUACCAAACAGUAUUGAUUUCACAGGAAUAGGCUUCUGUGUCAGAAAAAUCCAGUCAGUUUUGUACAGAAAAAGAAUGUAUAUUAACAAUGAAGAACAGAGCAAAAUAAACAUACUCAAAAUAAGGCAUAGCUGUUCACAUCACUUAGGAAGUACAGGAAUUCAGCUGAAGUUUUCAUCUACUUAACCUCAUGACACCAUCUCUACUCUCCUCUAUCCUGCUGACAAGCCUUUGUGGGCAGUGAGAACAGGAGUCCUGAGAGGCUGCACAAUGAGUUGAUAACUGAAAUGAGAGAACCAGAAGCUGAUAGACCAAGGGUGGUAUUUCUUGAAGAUUCAAUUUGGAGAACACUUUCAACACUUUUUCCACCACAUAUUCCACCUCUUCUGCAGUCAGAGGGACAGCCCUGUGGAUCAAAGAUUCUAAAGGGUUUGAAGAAAUUCCUGUAGGCCGUCCGCUGUUUUUUCUGCUGCUAGAGAUAAAAUUUUCUGGUCCAUUGUUGCACACAGCAAGGAACUGAAAAGGAAAAAUGUCAAGAGCUGGAUGAAACUACCAAAAGAAGGAAGCUGCCUGCCUUGAGAGGCCAGGACGGACAAAGUGGGAUCCUUCUUUGUCUUCAGCUCUCCCAGUCUUCCAGAGACAGCAUGUCGGAGGGGGCGGGCACGUUCCGCAUGGUCCCUGAGGAGGAACGGGAGCUCCGUGCCCAACUGGAGAGGCUUACAACCAAAGACCAUGGACCUGUCUUUGGCCCGUGCAGCCAGCUGCCCCGCCACACCUUGCAGAAGGCCAAGGACGAGCUGAACGAGAAGGAGGAGACCCGGGAGGAGGCGGUGCGGGAGCUGCAGGAGCUGGUGCAGGCGGAGGCGGCCUCCGGGCAGGAGCUGGCCGUGGCUGUGGCGGAGAGGGUGCAGGGAAAAGACAGCGCCUUCUUCCUGCGCUUCAUCCGCGCGCGCAAGUUCCACGUGGGGCGUGCCUACGAGCUGCUCAGAGGCUACGUGAACUUCCGGCUGCAGUACCCAGAGCUCUUCGACAGCCUGUCCCUGGAGGCCGUCCGCUGCACCGUCGAGGCUGGCUACCCUGGUGUCCUUUCCACUCGGGACAAGUAUGGCCGAGUAGUCAUGCUCUUCAAUAUUGAGAACUGGGACUCUGAAGAAAUCACCUUUGACGAGAUCUUGCAGGCAUACUGCUUCAUCCUGGAGAAGCUACUGGAGAAUGAGGAGACUCAAAUUAAUGGCUUUUGCAUCAUCGAGAACUUCAAGGGCUUCACCAUGCAGCAGGCUUCUGGACUUCGGCCUUCCGAUCUCAGAAAGAUGGUGGACAUGCUCCAGGAUUCCUUCCCAGCUCGGUUCAAAGCCAUCCACUUCAUCUACCAGCCGUGGUACUUCACCACCACCUACAACGUGGUCAAGCCCUUCUUGAAGAGCAAAUUGCUCCAGAGGGUCUUUGUCCAUGGAGAAGACCUCUCCAGCUUCUACCAAGAGUUUGACGAGGACAUCCUGCCCUCCGACUUCGGGGGUACACUGCCCAAGUAUGAUGGCAAAGCCGUUGCUGAGCAGCUCUUUGGUCCUCGGGACCAAACUGAGAACACAGCCUUCUGAGAACAUCUCCUGCCAUCUGACCUGUAGUUAGCAUUCCUGGGCCUCUUCUCCUCAGCUGCCCUGGACCCAGAAGGCUCUGAAAAAGGGCUUCCUGGGGUGACUGUGGUGCCCCCGAACCUCCCUAAGCUUGGGCAAACUCAGAUGUCAUUCUCCUCCCAAGCUAGGGGCCAAUAAAAAAAGCAGGGGAAUUUCCUGAAUGUGAAAAAGUGAGGAUAGUUAUAUUUCUACUGCCUCUGAAGCUUUAGGACACAAACUUGGUAUGGGGUUGAGUUUCAAAGAUUCUAAUCAAGCUUCUGAAUGAUUUUAUUUGUAAUAGAGUUUUACUGUUUAGGAUCUGUGAAAAUAGGCAAGGAGUCUGGUUUUAAAGUUCUCUUCCUCCCUAAAAAUACAAAAAAUAAAAGAUAAAAGAGGA